This is a messenger RNA of Kazachstania africana CBS 2517, 540 nucleotides long. It is a transcript of the gene RTT105, whose product is annotated as Rtt105p. The coding region runs from base 1 to 540 and encodes 179 amino acids. NCBI's taxonomy places the organism in Eukaryota, Fungi, Ascomycota, Saccharomycetes, Saccharomycetales, Saccharomycetaceae. The record is from RefSeq and is a predicted model, not a curated record. The transcript has a single exon.
AUGGCAGAACAGAAUAGUACCCAUGAUUUUGAAACUUCGCUCAACAACAUGGAACCCAAUAUGAAUAUACCGUCUGAUCCUCCAGAACCAUCUUUAAGUGAGCAAACAACGCCUCAAAAGACAGCCAGUAACUCUGAACUGAGUAGUAGUGCACCAAGAUCGAUAGUGGGCGAUAUCAUAUCGAAUAGGUCCAAAAAAUCUUCGUUCCCCACGUCAUCUCCUAUAUUUAAUAACGAAAAGAAAGCAGCGCAACGCAAUAGAACUAGACAAUCAAGAAGAGAAACAUCUACUCUACAGAAAAGGGGUGGAUUGGACGCAAUGGAGAAGUUCAUAAUGGAAAGUGAGCAAAGAGACGAGAUGGAGAACUUGAAUUUGCAGGCAAUGAACCAUUCUAUCCCCUUUGAUCACAUCACUACACUGGAAGAAGAACAACGAGAACAAAUCGAGCUUGAAGAUGAUGAUUUGCUACAGUUUAUAGAACACAGAGAGGAAUAUGAACGUGAAUUAGAGCAACUGUUGAGUGAGUUUUCUGUCACGUGA